Insectozyma verbasci is the source of this 1251-nucleotide messenger RNA. The record is from the annotation of a GenBank genome assembly. Lineage: Eukaryota; Fungi; Ascomycota; Pichiomycetes; Serinales; Debaryomycetaceae.
AUGUUUUCAUUUGCAAAGAAAUUAGUUGAUAGAUUUGAAGGUCAUGCUACUGCUGAUUCAACUAUAAAUGAUUCAUAUUUUAAAGGAGCUACUCAAUUAAAUAAUAAAGGUUAUGGUCUAAGAGUUUUAAAUGUGGUGCCACAUUCAAUUGCAAAUAAACAAGGAUUUGAAUCAUGGUUUGAUUAUAUAAUUAGAAUAAACAACCAUGAAUUACCAAUGUUAUACCCUUCAAUAUCAACAAUUGCAUACUCUAUAAAUGAUGAUGGUACUAUAAAUUAUAAUGGUAAGGUUUCAAGUGAACAAGCAUCAUCAAUAAAUCAUGAAUUAUUAUUAAAAGAAAUUCAAACAUUGGCUAAAAAUAAACAAGAUUUAGUAUUUGAUGUUUGGAAUGCAAAAGGUGGAAUAAUUAGACAAAUUGUUAUACCAUUGGAAGAAUUUAAAACUGAAAAUGAAGAAGAUUUAGACGAAAGUAUAUUGAAUUUAUUCAAGAAUAACUUUGAAAGAAUUGGUUUAACUUUGGAAAGUCAACAUUUAAAUACUGCUACUUAUGUAUGGAGAAUUUUAAAUACUCAUCAAGGCUCACCUGCAUUUAUGUCACAAUUGGUACCUUAUUCAGAUUAUAUUAUUGGUUGUGAUUCAGCAUAUCCUACAGAUCCAGAUGGUAAAGGCUUAUUAGUUAAAGGAGGUGAAUCAUUAUUAUCAAAGACAAUUUUGAACUAUUACAAUUAUCAUAAUUCACAAAGUAAUGAAGAUAAUAUACCAAUAACUUUAUAUGUUUACAACCAUGAUUAUGAUAUUUUAAGACCAGUUACUGUUAACUUAUCAAAAAACUGGGGUAGUGGAUUAAAUAAAGGUAUAUUGGGAUGUGAUGUUGGAUAUGGUUUAUUACAUAGAAUACCUGAAGUUAUAGGUAAAUUUGAUAAUAAUGCAUUAGUUGAAGAUAUAUUGUUUGAAAAUAAUCAAAAUAUCAAUUUCGAUAACCAACAACAGCAACAACAAUAUUCGACUAUUCCAGAACAACAACAGCAGCCACCAUCAUCAAAUGAAAUAAUUAAUCAAGCACCACCUGCUUUUGGAUCAAUGCCUCCACCACCACCAAGAUCAACAAGAAAGAAGAAACAUGUACCAGCAUCAAAUGAUGGUCUAAGUGAUUAUAUGAAUGAAGAAUUGGAAAAAUCAAAAAAAUUGGAUGUACCUUCAAAUACUUCUUCUGGUGAUGUACCUCCACCUCCACCAGCAGCAACAAAAUAA